CCAGGCGCGCAGCCGAGCGCCGAUCGCGGCGGCGCCGGGAUGAGCCUGGCGGAGGGCCGCGCCCCGCGGCGCACGGCCGGGAACCGCCUCUCGGGGCUGCUGGAGGCCGAGGAGGAGGAUGAGUUCUACCAGACCACCUACGGCGGCUUCACUGAGGAGUCGGGCGAUGAUGAGUACCGGGGGGACCAAUCGGACAGCGACGAUGAAGUGGACUCCGACUUCGACAUCGAUGAGGGCGAGGAACCGAGCAGCGACCAGGACGAGAGCGAACCCAAGCGCCGCCGCCGCGUGGUCACCAAGGCUUACCGGGAGCCUCUCAAGAGCCUGCGGCCCAAGAAGCCAGAGCUGCCCAGCAGCAGCAGCAGCCAGAAGCCUCGGGAGGCCAAAUCCAUCCCCUUGGAGCUGCAGGAGGACAUAGGAGACAGCCGCAAGCACAUGCGGCAGUCGACCACGGAGCACACUCGGCAAACCUUCCUGCGGCUGCAGGAGAGGCAGGGCCAGGCCAGGAGGAAGAAAGGUCCCAACCACGACAGGCCUCUGACCCAGGAGGAGCUGCUGGAGGAGGCCAAGAUCACAGAGGAGAUCAACCUCCGCUCCCUGGAGAACUACGAGCGCCUGGAGGCUGACAAGAAGAAGCAGGUCCAGAAGAAGAGGAAGUGUGUGGGGCCUGUGAUCCGCUACUGGUCUGUCACCAUGCCCCUGCUGCCAGAGCCUGGCAGGGAGGAGAACGUGGACGUGGAGGGCCUGGAGCAAGACCUGCAGCAAUCCGAAGCAGCUCUGAGCAGCUCCGGGAAGUGUUCCAGGACCUUCAUCUCCUUCAGCGACGACGAAACCUUCGAGCGGUGCUUCCCUCGGGGCCGCCCCCCGCGGCUGCCGGUGCGGGAGCUGUGCCCUGUCACUCACCGCCCUGCCGUCUACCGGGACCCCAUCACCGACAUCCCUUACUCCAGCAUCCGAGCCUUCAAAAUCAUCCGGGAGGCUUACAAGAAGUACAUCACCGCCCACGGCUUGCCCAGCGCCGCCGCUGCUGCUGCUGCUGCCUCCUCCUCUUCCUCUUCCUCCUCCUCCCUCUCCUCCUCCUCCUCCUCCUCCUCCUCCCUCUCCGCCGCAGCCGCCGGCGCCGGUCCGGGUGGAGCUCCCCCUGCGGCCGUCGGUCCCGACGCAGGGCUCCGAGCCGGGAGGCAGAAGAUCAUCAUCAAGCAGAGCAUCCCCAGCUCCAGCUGAGCUGAGCUGCCCCCCGGGCACGGCUGCCAGGGGUGCCCCCAGGGGAGGGAUGGAGGGGGUGCAAAGACUGCCCCGGGGGGUCCUG
Messenger RNA from Pogoniulus pusillus (Red-fronted tinkerbird), 1309 nucleotides. It is a transcript of the gene VPS72, whose product is annotated as vacuolar protein sorting 72 homolog. The transcript has 6 exons. Bases 40 to 1224 code for a protein of 394 amino acids. The record is from RefSeq and is a predicted model, not a curated record. Gene Ontology annotation, cellular component: nucleus. Gene Ontology annotation, molecular function: ATP-dependent H2AZ histone chaperone activity. NCBI's taxonomy places the organism in Eukaryota, Metazoa, Chordata, Aves, Piciformes, Lybiidae. Gene Ontology annotation, biological process: regulation of DNA-templated transcription; chromatin remodeling.